ACAGCAAACCAACAAUUCAAAAAUAAUAAUCAAAAAAUUAAAUAUAAAUUCCAAAUUCUUAAAUCUCAAUUUCUUCUUCGAUGGCGACGGGGAAAAGCUACUACGCACGGCCAAGCCACCGUCUCCUCGGCACCGAUCAGUCCUACUACGCCGCCAACGAUUCAUCCUUCGAGUUCGACGAAUCCGAUCUCUACUCCUCAGCCGCUUCCGAUUCCCCCGAUUUCCGCCGGAAAAUCUCCAAACCAGGCAGAUCCGGGAAGAAACCGUCUAACCGACCAUCCUCCGCCGUAGCGGCGUCGUCUCUCCCGAUGAACGUCCCCGACUGGUCGAAGAUUCUCCGGGAGGAGCAUCGCGGUAACCGUCGGAGAAGCGUCGUCGACGACGACGGAGAUUGGUUGGACGCCAGCGGAGGGAGGUUGCCGCCGCACGAGUUUCUGGCGAAGACGAGGAUGGCGUCGUUCUCGGUGCACGAAGGAGUAGGGAGGACGUUGAAAGGGAGGGAUCUGAGUAGGGUCAGAAAUGCAAUUUUUGAGAAGAUUGGGUUCCAAGAUUAAAUAUCUGGGAAAGUUAUUAAGUAACUGUAAGAGAGAGAGAGAUGGAGAGCAUUUAAUAUUUCUUGAAAUGCCCCUCGAUUUAUCGUCUAUUCCGAGAAUCUUACCCAUGUAAUUUUGUUUUAACAUUUAAGAUAUCAUCAUAUUUUGCGUAUUGAGAUGAGUAAUGUAUUAUUAGAUAAUGUUUUUGG
Molecule: messenger RNA, 742 nt
Organism: Eruca vesicaria subsp. sativa (arugula)
Lineage: Eukaryota; Viridiplantae; Streptophyta; Magnoliopsida; Brassicales; Brassicaceae
Source: the annotation of a GenBank genome assembly